CUCGCUAUCACGUGGCCGCUAACUUCCGCUCCUUACCUGUCUCCAUGGUGGCUGGUGCAGCCGCCAUUGUUUGUUUCUUCUCUCCGCCUCCCGCUCGAAGAGAUUCGGUGUAAACAGCAGCCUCCAUUAAGCAGGUGGAAGUCCUUGCCGCUGGGAGAAUGGACCUUGUGAUCAUGUGGAUUCGAAAAAGCUUUAAUUUAGUGCAAGACCGGGGCUCAGACAGCACACAGCAACGGCUGGCAGAGGAUCAGAAGUGGACCCUAUUGCUGGAUGUCCGGAGUCCCGCUGAGUACGAGGUCAGCCACUUACAGGGAGCCAUUCGCGUUGACCCAGAAACCACCGACAUGGAUCAUCUGGUCAAGGAUCUGGGCCUGGCAGAUUGUGACGAAGAGAGGGAGGUUGUGUUUUACUGCACCGUGGGCUAUCGCUCAUCCAAACUGGCACAGAAAAUGGAGGAGUUUCUCGCGAGUGAUGCUGGGCAGACGCUGCGUGGUGCACUGAGAGUCUAUAACCUGGAGGGCGGCCUGGUGAAAUGGGCCAACGAGAGCAAGCCCAUGGUGGACAGAUUCGGCCAGCCAACGAAGCUUGUCCACCCAUACAACAACAUGUGGGCCUACCUGGUAAAGCCAGAGUUCAGGGCCCCUCUCUGAGCCAGUCAGACUGGGUUCUGGGUGUCUGGUUCAUCAGGAAAUUACACAGAACACAUCACAGCAUCAAAUGGGAAUGUUAACAUGGGGCUAAUCAGACUUUGUUAUAAUCUGCUCAUGUUAUACCGCAAUUCAUUUCAUUUUACUAUUAAAAUUAAUUGCUGCAUGUUAACUAAAUCUCAGUUAGGAAAAAGGAGAGUAUAGUCUUGAGGCAGGCUCUUUAUUUCAUAUCUACGUUUUAAUGUUAUGAUCACUAAACUGCUGAAUGAAUGCGAGACCUUACAGCGAUGAUCAGUUUGAACCACAAACUCGAUAUUUCAGUGACAUACAGUCCGUGUCGGGGAACCGGGUUUCGACAAUACAACCUUUCUCAUUCCUGGGAUAUCGAGGUCUGUCCUAAAGGGGUGCCGAGGCCAGGAAAGACUUGGAUCCAUUUGAAUUGAGUGGAAUGCAAUGAUUGUUUUAAACCCUGUCGGAUUCUGAGGGGGUUUUACUGGCCGAGUGGUCAUUACCUCCAUGGGGUCAGGUUCAAUAACCAUUGAGAUCAGUGAGCUACAAAAAUAGCCUUUUUAAACAUCCACAACAGAACAGCUCGAGGUGGUGAUGGAAUCCAAAGUACAGUUUUACAGUCUCCUCUUUUAUACACAGAUUUUACAUUUUAAUGUAUCUAUUGUACACAAGUUUGCAUGACAUCUGUCCUGGGGAAGCAGGAGAUGGUUUAAGCACUUGCUGAGUUCUGGAACAAAAACAGAAGUUGCUGGAAAAGCUCAGCAGGUCUGGCAGCAUCUGUGACGGAAAAUAAACAGAGUUAAGGUUUCAGGUCCGGUGCCCCUUCCUCAGAAUUCCUAAACGCUGGCAGUUCCUCCCGAUGGGAUGAGAAUGCCUGUCCAGUCUGAGCUUGCGAAAUCAGGGGGGUUUAGUCCUUUUGUCUUUAAAGUCAGUAAUGUAAGUAAAAAUUCUACACCUAUUUGAUCUAAAUAAGAGAGAAAUUAAGCAUGUACUAAUCGAAAUUAUAGAGGAUAUUAAAUUGAUCUCCAGCA
Molecule: messenger RNA, 1687 nt
Organism: Stegostoma tigrinum
Lineage: Eukaryota; Metazoa; Chordata; Chondrichthyes; Orectolobiformes; Stegostomatidae
Product: tRNA uridine(34) hydroxylase-like
Exons: 4
Coding region: 159-650 (163 amino acids)
Source: RefSeq, a predicted model, not a curated record